Messenger RNA from Camellia sinensis, 737 nucleotides. NCBI's taxonomy places the organism in Eukaryota, Viridiplantae, Streptophyta, Magnoliopsida, Ericales, Theaceae. The record is from RefSeq and is a predicted model, not a curated record.
AUGCCACAUGCACACUUGCUUUACAACUCAUGCCAACAGAAAGCACCGUGUUUUAGUGGUGAUGGUGAGUGGGUUGUUGGUGGUUCUGCUAAUAAAGGAGAGCACAAGAUCCACAUAUGGGAUAGGACUGGGCGUCUUGUAAAAAUCCUCGAAGCUCCAAAGGAAGCGUUGAUAGAUUUAGCAUGGCAUCCUGUUCACUCUUUUGUUGUCUCUGUGUCGCUAACAGGCUUGGUUUAUAUUUGGGCUAAAGAUUAUAUUGAGAACUGGAGUGCAUUUGCUACGGAUUUCAAGGAGCUUGAGGGAAAUGAGGAGUAUGUAGAACGAGAAGACGAAUUCGAUCUGAUGCUGGUAACUGAAAAGGUGGGAGAGGAAAGCCUUAAUGUUGAUGAGGAUGAUGAAGUUGAUAUUAUGACAGUGGAGAAGGAUUCGGUUUUCAGUGAUUCAGAUAUGUCACAGGAAGAAAUAUGCUUUCCAGCUGCCAAUCUUUGUCAUGAUGUUCCUAUGCAGCAAGACAAGUGCAUAGAAAGUUCUUCAAAGCUGGUGAACAGCAACCAUUCUGGAUCCCCCCUUUAUGUGGAAGCAGGACGGAAUGGGCAUUCACCGAACCAUGCAUCAAGUCCAAGCAAAGGUAAAAUUAUGCCUUGCUAUACGCGACGUUCUGUAAGUUGUAUCCUGAAUGCUAUUUUCAAGGAGUAAGAACCCUUUUUUUGGAAGCAGAUGAUUUUUCAAUGGUCAAG